Messenger RNA from Papaver somniferum (opium poppy), 1941 nucleotides. RefSeq names its product phosphoenolpyruvate carboxykinase (ATP)-like. Lineage: Eukaryota; Viridiplantae; Streptophyta; Magnoliopsida; Ranunculales; Papaveraceae. Gene Ontology annotation, biological process: gluconeogenesis. Bases 1 to 1941 code for a protein of 646 amino acids. The transcript is spliced from 11 exons. Gene Ontology annotation, cellular component: cytosol. The record is from RefSeq and is a predicted model, not a curated record. Gene Ontology annotation, molecular function: ATP binding; phosphoenolpyruvate carboxykinase (ATP) activity.
AUGCCGAGUGAUAGAACAGAAAAUGUAAACGAGAUAUGCCGUGAUGAUAGUGCUGCACCAGUGAAGGCUCAAACGAUUGAUGAAUUGCAUUCGCUUCAGAAGAAAAAAUCAGCUCCAAAUUCACCAAGAAUUAAGCAAAAAGCUGGCGAUGGCUUAUUUUCGUCAGCCAUUCUUGACCAAGAAGAUCGUCAGAAACAACAGCUUAAAUCAAUCAGUGCAUCAUUGGCAUCUCUAACAAGAGAGACAGGACCAAAGGUGGUGAAAGGUGAUCCAUCAACAAAAAAGCCCGAGUCUCCAAAGGCUGCCAUUUCUCACCACCAGCAUUUCACCGCCCCAGCGGUACCCGUCACUGAUAGUGCCCUCAAAUUUAUCCACAUCCUGUACAAUCUCUCCCCUGCAGAGCUGUAUGAGCAGGCCAUAAAGUAUGAAAAAGGUUCCUUCAUAACAUCGAGUGGGGCGUUAGCGACGUUUUCUGGAGCGAAAACUGGUCGUUCCCCAAGAGAUAAACGCGUGCUGAAAGACAAGUCAACAGAGGAUGAUCUUUGGUGGGGCAAAGGCUCGCCCAACAUUGAAAUGGACGAGCACACCUUCACGGUUAACAGAGAAAGAGCUGUUGAUUACUUAAACUCCUUAGACAAGGUGUAUGUGAAUGAUCAGUUCUUGAACUGGGAUCCGGAACAUCAAAUCAAAGUCAGGAUAGUAUCAGCCAGAGCGGAUCACUCUCUGUUCAUGCACAAUAUGUGCAUAAGACCUACAGCUGAAGAGUUAGAGAAUUUUGGUACUCCGGAUUUCACCAUUUAUAAUGCUGGACAGUUCCCAUGUAAUCGGUACACCCACUACAUGACUUCUUUGACUAGCAUAGACAUUAACCUUUCUAGGAAAGAGAUGGUCAUCCUUGGUACACAAUAUGCUGGUGAAAUGAAAAAGGGGUUGUUUGGUUUAAUGCAUUACCUCAUGCCAAAGCGCCAAAUCCUCUCCUUACACUCUGGUUGUAACAUGGGUAAAGAUGGAGAUGUCGCCCUUUUCUUCGGAUUAUCAGGUACUGGGAAGACAACUUUGUCUACUGAUCAGAACCGGUACUUAAUUGGAGAUGAUGAACACUGCUGGAGUGAGAAUGGUGUCUCCAACAUUGAAGGUGGCUGCUAUGCGAAGUGCAUUGACCUUUCAAAAGAGAAAGAGCCAGAGAUUUUUAACGCCAUCAAGUUUGGAACUGUGUUGGAAAAUGUGGUUUUCGAUGAGCAUACUCGUGAAGUGGAUUACACAGACAAAUCUGUUACAGAGAACACUCGAGCGGCCUACCCAAUUGAAUACAUACCCAACGCAAAGAUACCAUGUGUCGGUCCACACCCGCAGAACGUUAUCCUUUUGUCUUGUGAUGCUUUUGGAGUGCUCCCCCCUGUGAGCAAGCUGAACCUAGCACAGACCAUGUACCAUUUCAUCAGCGGCUACACCGCUUUGGUUGCUGGAACAGUGGAAGGUGUGAAGGAGCCGACAGCAACAUUUUCAGCCUGCUUUGGAGCCGCAUUUAUAAUGCUGCAUCCUACUAAAUAUGCAGCAAUGCUUGCUGAGAAAAUGCAACUGCACGGAGCCACAGCUUGGCUCGUCAACACUGGCUGGUCUGGUGGAAGCUAUGGCUCGGGUAGCCGCAUCAAGUUACCCUACACACGUAAGAUCAUUGAUGCCAUACACUCAGGCAGUCUUUUAAACGCAAGUUACACUAAGACUGAAGUAUUUGGACUCGAAAUCCCCAACGAAGUGGAAGGCGUCCCUUCAGAGAUCUUGCAUCCAAUGAAUCCUUGGUCAGAUAAACAAGCGUACAAGGAAACCCUAUUGAAGUUGGCAGGUUCGUUCAAGAAGAACUUUGAAGUUUUUGCUAACUACAGCAUUGGCAAAGACAGUAGUCUGACUGAGGAGAUUCUUGCAGCUGGACCAAUUUUCUGA